GUGGUGUCGCCCAAAAGCGAUGCAAUAUUUUUAAAAGAAAGCUGCUUGGCCACACUGUUCUUACAGCAAAUUUGAUUUUUUCGUCAAAUAAAAUAAGAUGCAAAUUUUAGUUAGCAAAAGCAGCAAUAAAGAAUAUUCGUGGAAUGCAACUGAAUCGUUGGCGGUUUUGGAUGAGGAUUCGUGAUUUCGAUUUGGACACCAAUUGCAGUUUCCCAGUCGCGUCCGCUGCUAUGUGUGUGUGUGCGUGCCCGUGUCCGUGCGUGUGCUUGUGCCUGUGUGUGUGAGUGAGAUCGGGAAUAAGUUGUUGUUGUUGCUGUUGCUGGAGUUGCCGUUGCCAUCGUUUGUUGUUUGUGCAUUUUCCAUUGUCGGGCAACAAAAACAAGAGAGGGGAGAAAAAAGAAAAAGGGCGGUAAAAGGCCAGAAAUUUGGAGCACGGGAAACCCGAGACGUCGCUGAAGAUGUUCUCGAAGAAGAAAAAGAAACCGCUGAUCUCGAUGCCCAGCAAUUUCGAGCAUCGUGUGCACACGGGCUUCGACAAGCGGGAGAACAAAUAUGUUGGCCUGCCCCUGCAAUGGGCCUCCAUUGUGGGCAACAACCAGAUCCUGAAGUCCUCGAACCGGCCACUGCCGCUGGUCGAUCCCUCGGAGAUCACUCCCACGGAGAUCCUCGAUCUGAAGACCAUUGUGCGUCCGCAUCACAACAACAAUAAGGCGGACACCACCUCGCUAAACAGCAGCAGCACCAUGAUGAUGGGCACCUCCAUGGCCGCAAAUCCCAUGGCUCCCGGUUCGCAUCCCAUGAUGAACAACACCCAGGGCAUGAUGUUGCCCCCCGAGGCGGGCGGCAUUAUCCUGCCCAAGACCUCGCAUGUGGCCAGAUCCAAUUCCCUGAGGAGCUCAAGUCCGCCGCGAGUGCGCCGGGUGGCCAAUGUGCCGCCUUCGGUGCCGGAGGAGGAGGGUCCACCGGCAGGAGGUCCUCCGGGAGGUGGCAGCGGUGGCUUCAAGCCCCCCGGUGCCCAUCCCCCCCUGCUCUACACCACCAGUCAGCAUGUGCACGCAAAUGGAGCAACUGGCCCGCUGGCCGUGCGCACGGAUCAGAAUCAGAGCAACCUGCAGCAGUAUCGCAGCAAUCUGGCCCUGCCAUCCGGUUCCAUUCCCCACCAGCAGCAGCAGCAGACAUCGCCCGUGGGUUCGGUGGCCAGUGGCACGCGAUCCAAUCACUCACAUACGAACAACGGCAAUAGCGGCAGCUAUCCCAUGUAUCCCACUAAUCAGCAGCAGCAGGCCAAACAGGCUGGCGAUCAGAACCAAAACCCCUUGCAUCCGCAUGCCCAUCCGCAUCCCCACCAGCACCUGGCCAAGUCUGCUUCAAGGGCCUCCAGUUCGAGCGGAGGAGCCAGCAGUGCCGCCCAGCAGGCGGGAGGAGCCGGUGGAGCGGCAGGGCAGCCCAAGCAGGAGCAGCGUCUGACCCACGAACAGUUUCGCGCUGCCCUGCAGAUGGUGGUCUCCGCCGGAGAUCCGCGCGAGAACCUCGACCACUUCAACAAAAUAGGCGAGGGCUCCACCGGCACUGUUUGCAUAGCCACAGACAAGUCCACAGGUCGCCAGGUGGCCGUGAAGAAGAUGGACCUGCGCAAACAGCAGCGGCGCGAGCUGCUCUUCAAUGAGGUGGUCAUCAUGCGCGACUACCAUCAUCCCAAUAUCGUGGAGACAUACUCCAGCUUUCUGGUCAACGAUGAGUUAUGGGUGGUGAUGGAGUACCUUGAGGGCGGCGCCCUCACCGACAUUGUCACCCAUUCGCGCAUGGACGAGGAGCAGAUAGCCACCGUCUGCAAGCAGUGCUUGAAGGCUUUGGCCUAUUUGCACUCACAGGGCGUCAUACAUCGCGACAUCAAGUCGGAUUCGAUUCUGCUGGCCGCUGAUGGACGGGUGAAGCUGUCGGACUUUGGAUUCUGCGCCCAGGUGUCCCAAGAGCUGCCCAAGCGCAAGAGUCUGGUGGGCACGCCGUACUGGAUGUCGCCGGAGGUCAUCUCGCGCCUGCCCUACGGUCCGGAGGUGGACAUCUGGUCGCUGGGCAUCAUGGUCAUCGAAAUGGUCGACGGAGAGCCGCCCUUCUUCAACGAGCCGCCGCUGCAGGCGAUGCGCCGCAUCCGCGACAUGCAGCCGCCGAACCUGAAGAACGCCCACAAGGUCUCGCCGCGCCUCCAGUCCUUCCUCGAUCGGAUGCUGGUGCGGGAUCCGGCGCAGCGGGCCACCGCCGCCGAGCUGCUGGCCCAUCCCUUCCUGCGCCAGGCGGGUCCGCCGUCGCUGCUGGUGCCGCUGAUGCGGAAUGCUCGCCACCAUCCAUAGAUGGGCCCCCAGUCACAGGACGCCAAUCAGCUGGUUGGAACAGAUACCCACAGACAACGGUCCCCGACCCGUAGGCAUCCAUCUAUCAAACUUUAGUAUUAACAUUCAACUCGGCAACUGUACUUAACCCCGAAAGCCCCUCGAAACAUUGUAAAGUCAUUUAAGCCAAGCACACCCACAUUUAGCCACUGCACUAUCACACCCCCACUACCGAACACU
Messenger RNA from Drosophila rhopaloa, 2567 nucleotides. RefSeq names its product serine/threonine-protein kinase PAK mbt (gene mbt). The record is from RefSeq and is a predicted model, not a curated record. Gene Ontology annotation, cellular component: cytoplasm. Gene Ontology annotation, biological process: protein phosphorylation; regulation of MAPK cascade; intracellular signal transduction. Lineage: Eukaryota; Metazoa; Arthropoda; Insecta; Diptera; Drosophilidae. Gene Ontology annotation, molecular function: ATP binding; protein serine/threonine kinase activity. The transcript has 3 exons. The coding region runs from base 459 to 2348 and encodes 629 amino acids.